AUGGAAAAAGUAAACAAUGUAACUGUGUUCAUUUUAAGGGGCCUUUCUCAGAACCCAAAGGUGGAAGAAGUUUGUUUUGUGUUUUUUUCUCUCUUCUACUUGGCUAUUCUUCUGGGAAACCUUCUCAUCAUUCUCACGGUGCGCAUGGGGAAUCUUCUCAAAUAUCCUAUGUAUUUCUUUCUGAACUAUUUGUCUUCUGUGGACAUAUGUUACUCCUCAGUUAUAGCUCCCAAGAUGAUUGUUGACCUAUUAGCUAAGCAUAAAACUAUCUCUUAUGCAGGGUGCAUGUUGCAACUCUUUGGGGUACAUUUCUUUGGUCCCACUGAGGUCUUCAUCCUUAUUAUAAUGGCCUAUGAUCGGUAUGUGGCCAUCUGUAAACCAUUACACUAUAUGAUCAUCAUGGACCAGAAUAGAUGCAAUAAAAUAAUGCUGGGCGCCUGGGUAGGUGGGUUUUUACACUCUGUUAUCCAGAUGGCUUUGGUGGUCCAGCUCCCCUUUUGUGGACCCAAUGUGAUUGAUCACUACUUUUGUGAUGUCCACCCUGUGCUGAAACUGGCCUGCACAGACACGUAUGUUGUUGGUGUUGUUGAGACAGCCAACAGUGGGACCAUCGCUCUUGGGGCCUUUGUAAUCUUGUUAAUCUCUUAUACUUUUAUUCUGAUAUCCUUGAGAAAGCAGUCAGCAGAAGGCAGACGCAAGGCUCUCUCCACUUGUGGCUCCCACAUUGCUGUGGUCAUCAUGUUUUUUGGUCCCUGUACUUUCAUGUACAUGCGCCCUGAUGUUACCUUUGCUGCGGAUAAAAUGGUGGCUGUAUUUUACACUAUUAUCACUCCCAUGUUGAAUCCCCUGAUUUAUACACUGAGAAACGCAGAAGUAAAGAAAGCAAUGAAGAAACUGGGGCAUAGGAAGGUUUUUUGA
Molecule: messenger RNA, 918 nt
Organism: Orycteropus afer afer
Lineage: Eukaryota; Metazoa; Chordata; Mammalia; Tubulidentata; Orycteropodidae
Product: olfactory receptor 4S2-like
Biological process (GO): G protein-coupled receptor signaling pathway
Cellular component (GO): membrane
Molecular function (GO): olfactory receptor activity; G protein-coupled receptor activity
Source: RefSeq, a predicted model, not a curated record